GAUGCCGCAGCUGCGCAAGGCUGGUCUGCAUGGGACCUGGAGCAACUCGCGGGGCAGUGUGGGGUGGCAGUCAAACUCAGCGUUGCGCGUCAGAAGGAGACGACGACUCUGGACGCGGUCUUCAUCAAGGGAUCCCUCGACGGUGCUGACAGUGGCACCUGUAUUGCAUUCAAGACCGUCGAGUAUGACGAUGGGUCUGUCUCUCCGUUUGCCACAUCGAGGCUGCAAGAGCUGGUUUUCAGGACGCAUCUGGAGAACAAUCUUCUUGAACGCCUGAGGGAGGUGCUGCCGUCCUAUAUGGUCCCCGACCAGCUCUUGUCUGUGGAUGCUCUUCCGCUCCAGACAAGUGGGAAGCUGGAUCGGAGACAACUGGCAGCGAUGGCAGCGAAAGACGGCAGCCGCGAUGCUCAUAGAGCCGCCGAGGACGAUCAGAAUAUUUUACCCGCGGACGAAGUGGAAGUUCGACUUUUCACCCCUGGCGAAUUCUUCCAAAUUGGAGGACACUCGCUGCUUGCGACUCGACUCAAGUCUGCGCUCGAAUCGGAGUUCCACGUUGUUGUUCCACUCAGGACGAUGUUUGCCCGUUCCACCCCUAGAAAGCUUGCGGCUAGUAUCCGCGAGGGCCUCACUUCCGCGCCAUUCGACCAGCACAUCGCGACUCUGGUCCUCUCGAAACUCGCAUAUUUCGGAUCACAGAACAUCUGCUAUAAUACCCCCUACAUCCUGGAACUAAAAGGCCCUCUGAACAUCGUCGCUCUCGAGCGCACUAUCCAGGAGAUCGUCUCUCGUCACGAAAUUCUCCGCACUAUUUUCGUCGAGGUGAACUAUGCACCGGCUACUCGGGUCGUCGAUUUCUGUCCCCAUCUUGAGAUCAUACCUGUGGACCCCGAUACCGACGAACGAACCAUGCGCGCACUCAUGGAGGACUGUAUCCGUCGCCCGUUCGCUCUCGAUCGCGAGCCAUCGGUCCGCACAACCCUGUUCCAACUCUCUGAGAACCACUUCCACCUGCUCCUAUGCAUGCACCACAUUAUCGUCGACGGCUUUUCGUUCGACGUCAUUCGCCAGGAGCUGGCGGAGAUCUACGUCGCCUUCGAGGCCGGUAAGGACCACGAGGUCCCUCCACUUCACAUUCAGUACAAGGAAUUUGCACAGUGGCAACGGUCGGAAGACUUCGAGCGUAUGGUGCAGCCUCAGCUCGAGUAUUGGACGAAAUACCUCAAAGGCAACCAGGCGGCAGAACUGCCAACGGACUUCCCACGACCCCAACAUCUCAACUACGAGGGGAAGGCAUACAUUGCUGAAUUCCCCCCGGAGCUUUUCACUCGGCUGGGACAGGUAUGCAGGCAGGAACGCGUGACGAUGUUCAUGCUCCUGUCGGCCGCCUUCCGCAUGGUUCAGUUCCAGCUCACCGGUCAGACAGACGCCUCCUUCGCCUUCCCCAUCGCCAAUCGCAAUCAAGCCGAGACCGAGAGGCUCGUCGGGUUGUUCGUCAACACGCAAAUUCUCCGGCUGAAAGUGCGUCCUGGGAUGACGUUUCUGGAGCUGAUUCAACAAGUGCAAGACCUGCCGAUGGCGGCGUUCGAAUAUCAGGACCUGCCCUUCGAGCGGAUCAUUAUCCUCGCUUACCAGACUGUGAAGACUGCGCCAUUCAAUAUAGGAGACGUCCAUGCUUCCAAUCCGCGAAUUAAUAUGGAUACGACGAGGUUCGACAUGGAGAUCCAUUUCUUCCCCAAGGGCGACGGCCUGGCUGGCCAGUUCGUGUACUGCACCGAUUUAUUCAAGGAGGAGACCAUCGUUGACUUGACGGAGCGGUUGCAAAAGGUUUUGGAACAGGCCGUCGACAAUGUACGCUUCGCUAUCAAUCCGCCGCGGUCCUCUUCGACGCUUCGCCAGCCGACUCCAUCUGACGUAGCAGCGUACCUGCGCGACUAUGUCCCUUGCGAGUUCCCUCUCGACAUGCCCAGGUGUUCGGACAAUGCAUCUCCACAGCGAGGGACGCAUUCCUUCGUCUUGCCACCAACCGUCCGCGAUACGCUUCGGGCCUCGUCGAUAGGCGGGGAGGAGCUUCUCACGCUGUACCUCACUGCACUCUCCGUGCUGAACCACCGGUACACUCGCCAAGAGGAUAUCACGAUCGGGCUUGCGACGAGCAAGUCACUGGAUAUCACUCCCGCUCGGCUUACCGUUUAUCGCGAUGCUGCACUCUCAGCUGCUCGCGACAAUGCGCAGACUUCGGUAGAGAAGGCAUCCGAGUUCUCUGCCGUAUCUAUCAAGGAUAUAUCCACCGCUGUACGGAGACGACAGAAGUCGUUGACGUCUGCCAUUUACGUCGUGCUCUCCCACAAGUCAAGCAAUGCGUCUUCAAGGGAGCUAGGCUUGCUAGUCGACCUUGAGCUCCGCUAUGGAGAGGUCAACGAGCCUGAUUACCAACUCAUCUACGACCAGUCUCUCUUCUGGCUCAAUACCAUCGAAGUGUUCUGCGAGAACUUUGUGGACAUUCUCGAGACCAUUCUUCUCCGUCCUGACACGGUGGUCGAGGAGAUUCCAUUCCAGAAUUCGGCGAAGCACUUGAAACGAUUUGGUGUCCCGCUCGCCCUGCCUCCGCCGAUAUGCCCCCUCGUCGAUGCUCUCAAGAAGUCUGUGGAUGCGUACCCCGACAUGCUGGCCCUCCAGGAGAGAGAAUUCUUGCUGACAUAUAGCCAACUGAACACGGCCACGUCCUUGCUGGCACAGAAGAUCGUACAGGUAUCAGGAGACGCGUGCGAGUUCGUCGCAAUGUGCAUCCCCCCGUCAGCCCUCGCUGUCAUAUCCAUCCUCGCCAUCGUCAAGGCCGGAGCCGCAUAUGUGCCCUUGGACGUCCGCUACCCUCCAGAGCGUCUCGAGAUGCUAUUGCGCGAGAGUGGUGCAGGUCUAUUGAUCACGACCUCGCAGUCGCCAGACUUUGCCGGCGACGCGGAGGGUAUCACUCGCCUCGACAUCUUCAACUUCCUCGCCGAGAUCGACCUCGCCUCCUCCGUCAACUUCGUCUGCGCUCCUCGCACGGAUGCUGCCUAUGUCAUGUACACAUCUGGCAGCACUGGUGUGCCGAAGGGGAUGGUCAUCAUGCAGUCCGCAGUGGUCGCACUGGUCUCGAACACGGAUGUCUUCCCGUUCCAGCCUGGCGACAGGAUCGGGAUGAUCAACAACCUCGCAUGGGACGCCAGCUGCUUCAUGUCCGUUGCACUAUUCCGCCAAGCCCUCGAUCUCGCACCCCAGCUUUUCCGCAAGCUCCGCAUUCUGCAGAUCGGCGGAGAGGCGUCUUACUACGAGAAUCCCCAAAGUGUGAAAUCUGUUAACCCGUCGAUCCGCAUCCUCAACGCCUACGACCCCACGGAGACUUGUGUCUUCGCCGCCACGUUCUGGACUGACGUUGCCAACAUGCCCACGUCUGGAUCAGUUCCCAUUGGCUUACCAAUGUCAACCGCUCAAGUUCUCAUUGUCGACACACAGGGUCGGCUUGUGCCCCCGGGCGUGGUCGGUGAGCUGGUGGUCGGUGAGCUGGUGAUUGGCGGUGCUGGUGUCGGUCCGGGGUAUCUGAGGCGGCCGAAGGAGUCGGCCGAGGCCUUCGUCGAGCUUGGGUUCGAUGAACUCAACCCAGGUGUGGCUUGGUAUUACCGCACGGGUGACGCUAUGAGAUGGGGCCCGGAUGGACAGUUGCAUUUCGUCGGGAGGAUGAACGCUGGCCAGAUCAAGAUCCGCGGACAGCGGCUGGAGCUCUCGGAGAUCGAAGUGGCCAUUCGCCAAACCGACUUGGCCAACGAUGCCGUCGUCGUCCAUCUCAAGUCCCACAAAGGCAAAGACGAUCUGCUCAUUGCAUACACUGUCGCUGCUGCACCAACAUCGGCCUCGCAAUCUCAUUCCCUCUCACCACGACUCCUCGAGUCGCUGCGCAAGAGUCUUCCGUCGUAUAUGAUUCCCCAUCUCGUGCGCUGGAUCCCGACUCUUCCUCUGACGCCUAACGGCAAGGCGGACCGCCAUCAGCUCCGAGCCCGUGCUGCGACCGACGUCGAUAGCAUGCUGAACGAUGACGCAGAGGAAGACGGAUCAGGCGAGCCUGAAGAUGAGGUCGAGAAACGGCUCUGUAGGAUCAUGGAAGCCCUUCUCGGUUGCACAUCUAUUCGUCGAUCCACGAACUUCUUCGAUGCGGGCGGCCAUUCGCUCCUUGCCUCCCGUUUGGUCUUCCGAAUGCAAGAAGCUUUCGACAUCCCGUUCGCUCUAAUGGACGUGUUCCACUCGCCCGUAGUCAAGGCAAUGGCGGGCAAGAUCAGGCAGGCGAUCGCCGCUAGGCCAGUUGAUCAAAUAUCGACGACACCUCCGACGCUUGCCCCGGUAUACGAGGAGUUCCACGUACCCCCUGUGCUCGUCUUUUCUGAGGAGCCUCGCAAGCCAUUCUUGUUCUGCGUUCCCAUGGCCACUGGUCUCGGCCACACGUUCGCUGCGCUGUCUCGCUCCACCGACUUGUUCAACGUCAUAGCUCUCAACGACCCUGGGUAUGUCGCACCCGACGACUUCCCUCAAGACCAGGUGUCGACAGGUCACGCCAACACCUUGCGCAAUCCGGGCAUGCACACCGUCGAGAACCACGCCAAGUACUACUAUGCGCGUAUUGUCGAGGAGCUGGCCCGCAUCGGUACUACCAAGCCCGGCGCCGCACCGUUUAACAUCUUAGGCUACUCCUACGGUGGACACGUCGCAGUCGAGGUGGCGCGCCUCGCGCAGGACGAGGGCUGGACCAUCAACCUCUUCGUGCUUGACACGUCGGUGCACCCGGUGCAUGAGGCCAAGCUGUCGCAGACGCAGAUUGAAGAGGCCGCGCAUGUUGUCCUACCGACUGUGAUGAGCGUCGUCAAGCUGCCGCUCGGCAACAUGGGAGAGCAAGGUGCACGUCUGAAGCACGACAUCGAGGUCCGCACCCUCACCAACAUCCAUACGCUCCAUGCGCAUGUGAUGCCGCGGUACGAGGGGCAUGUCACGCUGUCCCGUACGGAGUCGAAUUCUGGCCACGGCUUCGUCCCGCUUGUUGGCUCGUUGGACGAGGUUCUCUUGCACGGGAACCACUACCACCUACUCGAAGAAGAAUCUGGGAAUCUGUCCGUGAUUAGUGCUAAAGUUUCUGCAGUCCUCAAUGCAUAGGUCUCGUCGUCUCUGGUCAGUUGUAACUGUUGUAAAUCUUGCUGUAUUGCACCGUUUCCGCUGUAUAAAUAACAUCGAGUUCAUCUUCG
Molecule: messenger RNA, 5264 nt
Organism: Phanerochaete carnosa HHB-10118-sp
Lineage: Eukaryota; Fungi; Basidiomycota; Agaricomycetes; Polyporales; Phanerochaetaceae
Exons: 8
Biological process (GO): amino acid activation for nonribosomal peptide biosynthetic process; secondary metabolite biosynthetic process
Cellular component (GO): cytoplasm
Molecular function (GO): phosphopantetheine binding; catalytic activity
Source: RefSeq, a predicted model, not a curated record